UGGAGGUGCUGUUCUGUGUAUCGAAGGACGCUUUAGCCUUUAUUACAUCAACAACAGCAAUGUAUUACGUACGAAAUUAAACCAAAUUAUAUGACCUAAACAUUUUUCGAGUCAUUUGAAGUAAUUAUUUUACAGAUCUUCGUGGGUAAAAUGUCGCUUUUCAAGGCACGCGAUUGGUGGUCAGCCAAAGUAGGCUCAGAUGAGGUGUUUGAUCAAGGUUCACUUUGCGUUGCAUGUAUAGACAACAAGCAUCCUACUCACGAUAAAGUAAUAGUUGGCAGUUUGAAUGGAAUUGUGCGGAUAUAUGACCCAAAAUCACAUGCUGAUGAUGAUAAAGGGCAAAGCAUGCUUCUGGAAAUGCAGUUACCUCAGCCAAUUCUUGGCCUGGAAACUGGACAGUUUGUUUCAGCAUCAGAAGGAAUUCACCUAGCAGUUUUACACCCAAGAAAGCUAGCAGUGUACAGUUUAUCAGGGUCACAAGGGGCUGUUGAACAUGGUAGCCAUUACCAACUGAAUGCCAUGUAUGAACAUAACCUACAGAGAACUUCGUGUAACAUGACUAAAGGCAACUUUGGUGGUGUGAAAGGUAAGGAAUUCCUGUGUGUGCAAUCCAUGGAUGGAACAGUGUCGUUCUUCGAGCAAGAGAGCUUUUCAUUUAGUCGCUUUCUUCCUGGUUUUCUUCUCCCUGGCCCAAUCAAGUACAUGCAAAGAACGGAUUCGUUUGUGACUAUUUCCUCCAGUUGGCAGGUGGAGAGCUAUCGCUAUCAAGUUCUUGCUGUGGCAUCUGAUUCAGGGAAUAACAAAAAUGAGUCUCAAAACAUUUCAAAAGGGAAAAGAAUAAAUGUUGAUUGGACAUUCAACAUUGGAGAGCCAGUCAUUGAUAUCUUUGUGUUCAAUCAGCCCCAGACACCAACAUCAAUUCUUAUUUUAGGUGAACAUUCCUUUGUAUGUUUAAAGGAAAAUGGUAAUUUGAAAUUCUUGAAGAAGUUAGAAUACAACCCAAGCUGCUUUUGUCCCUAUGCAUCAGUUUCUGAAGGCAGCAUCAAUACAAUGAUAGGAACCUACACAAGUCAAUUGAUGAUAUACCAAGACAUACAACUAAAGUGGACUGCAAAGCUUGACUACAUCCCAAUCUGUAUCCAAUCAGCUACAUUCAGAGACCUGACAGGAGCUGUUGUCAGUCUAGAUGAAGAUGGUCAUCUUAUGUGCAGUUACCUUGGCACAGAUCCUUCCACAUUCAGUGUUCCUCCUCCUGACUCGAGGGAGAUUAACUAUGCUGAACAAGACGAGGAGAUGAGAAAUCUUCAGAUGGCUAUUAGAAAGGCACUUGGGAGGACAGAUCCGAUUCCAGCAAAAAUGACUGACAGUGGUGUCACGAUAAAGGCCUCUGUACCAAAUAGGAUUGACACAUCAAAUUCAGCGACACUGGAUACUGAAGUAAAAGAUGAUGACCCUAUACCGUCCGUUAUUGUAAAGCUUUCAGUCACCAGUAAUACGAGUGUACAGAAUGCAACUUUGCUGGUGUACGCCCCAUCCCCACUGGCUGCAAAUCAGGCCACAUUCAAGAUUCCGUUUAUUGAUUCCUCGGCACCAGCAGAAGUGACAACAUCAUUUUUUAUGAAGGGUAACUGCCUGCCAUCUUCACUAACUGCAAAGGCAACAGCUACGUUCAUGCUUCCAAAUGGGGCACCUCGAGUAUCACAUUGUGAAUUCAAGCUACCGUUUAAACUUACCUGUAAAGCUUGUGCACCAUUUAGCACUGCACUUCAUAAGAUUACGCUAGAUACCAAUAAAUCACCUAUCAACUUGACAGAGAUAUUUGCAGAUAUGGGUGUUGAAAGUGCUGGUGGGAACGGUAAUGCAAUUGCAUUUCAAGUGUAUGGUGGACCAAAAACUGUUAUAUUGGCAUCAAAGUCAUCACAGCGUUACCGUCUGCAGUCGGAUGUCUUUGAAUCAAUGUGGUUGAUGCUGAAGGAGCUUAUUGAUCGACUGGUGAUCUACCACAAGAACGCAGGUGUCAAAGGGUUUGAAUGCUCCUACUCAGGUAGCUUACCAGUCACAGAAUACUGUCAAAUCAUAGAUGCCCACUUGGAGCUUCGUGUCAACCAUGAGAGGUACAUGCAACUGUUGGAUCAACGAGCGAAGCAAUUCCGUGCAAUUCAAAGGCGACUUUUGACUCGGUUUAAAGACAAGACACCAGCACCAUUGAAUAAUUUAGAUACCUUGCUUGACGGCACAUAUCGGCAGAUAUUGAAGCUAGCUGAAGGGGUGGAGGAAAACCAGAAAGCUAUGGUUCGGUGUUGCAUGGGUUUAAGCUGUGCCACCCUUAUCAUCACCACCCUGAUGAAAUUAUUGUAUAAAUUAAGUGACAGCGAGAUGGAUGUACUGCAGUCAGCACUAUCUCACCACGUACCAGUGGACUCCGAACAGGGUUGGGAAGAGGUGACUGAUGCUGCCUUGACUAAUCUCUUGAGGACCUGCCUAGCUAAGACCGCAAAGGACCAAGUUGUGAACCCAGUAUCGCUCACUAAGCCUAGUGAUAGUAUAAAGCUGAACAAGCAUCUACAUCAAGUGUGUGAGAGACUUGGGAAGGGGGGUAGAUUGAUUGUUCCAGGCCAGAAAGAUCAAGGUGAUCUAGGUCCAAGAAAGACAACUGGAAACCCCACUACCAAUGGACAAGAAGCAAAUCGUGAUACUGAGAACAAAGAUUUUGCUGUACCACAGGUAUCGAUACCCUCGUACCAAAAAGCCACAGGACAAGAGGCUAAUGGACCGGUCGCUAAGGUGGCAACGCUUGGCAAGGAUGUUCAUGAAUUACCAGACCUUGGGGCUAAUGAGAAUCACAAACCUCUUGGGCAACUCCCGUCAGUUGGUGGUGGACAUCUUGGUGCUCUGCCAGCAUUGGAUGGGCCAGGACUUGAACCUCUUGCAAUCCGAACAAAGAAGAAAAAGAAAAAGAAAAAGUCAUCCCAUGCGGAGGAGGGGGAUGGAUCAGAAGCUGCUAUCGAUUCCAUACUGGAACUUUAGAUCAAACAACUUUUUAUCAUGUAAUUAGCUGCAACACAGCAUGUAUCCUUGCUUCAUUUUAGAUUCACUGAAUGUGUAUAUUUUGCACUAUGUAGCAUGCAGCCAUAGGAAAGCAACAGUCUACGUAUACAAGUCUCAUUAAGGACUUAAUUUGAAGAAUAUCUUUUGAGUUGGUGGUGUGAACUGGUCGCCUGGGUGUUAAGCAUGUUAUACGAAAUGAAUAGUUGAUCAUUAAUUUUACGUAUGUCUACUCAACACCAAUUUUGCAGACACACUCCCUCAUGCAGCAGUUAAAGCGCACAACUAAUUCACUGUUGAUAAAUUCAAAUGUCAGCUGAGGGCUUACUUUGUCCAAAUUAAACAUUUUAAAGUGGAGCUGUGGAUUGAACGUUAAGAUGCUUGACUUCAAAUCCCAGGGUCCUGGGUUCAUUUCCUGUCAAGGUGUUUUUUCCCGUAACAAAAAACAACUUCACUCCCUCCCCAAGCCUCAUAUUGACACUUAUGUAAAGCAUCUUGUGUGUAUGUUUAUCUUGUGAAAGGGAUUACCACAAAGAAUGUGAUUAUGUUCACAAUUGGCAUAUGUAUCCUUUGCCCUUGUGCCUAAACAUCAAAUUUUUAGAAAGUAAUAAAACACUUUUAUUGUCUACAAAUGAGAUACAUAUCUAUGCAGUAGUAGUCACAAUGCAGUGAGAAAUUACUGAUCUCAUUAAACAUUGUUUUUCUAUAAAAGGAAGUUUUUGCCUUAAUGGUCUGUAAGUUGAACUUGCAGAAUUUAUAAUAGCCUCCUUCCAUGCAAUUGAAUUUUAUAUUUACAUUAUGUUGUGUAUUUUAUUUGUAUGUUGAAAUUGCAUGGAAAAUAAAUAUAUUUAAUUUGAUUUAUUUGGAGGUUUUAGUAGAUACAGUAGAAACAAAUAAUCAGAUUGAAUUCUUGUCGCAUACAGGUAGUCUAUUGCAAGUUUAUUAACCAAUCAGAUUAAAUAAUUGUAUCAUGAUCUGUUGCUACAUUCUGCAAACCAAUCACAUUGUUAAAUGCUUAUCACAUGGUUUUUUGCGAUGUUUAAUAAACCAAUCUGAUUGUUGAAUUACUGUCAUGUGAUGUAGUGAAAGCACCUACAUAUUAUAUAUAAAAUAAAAUCAUAUAAUGGUUUUAGAAUUUAUAAAUGUUUUUGUCUUUGUUUUAAAAAAUGAAUAAUUUAUUUAUAGUAUAAUGAAUAAUAAUGAAAUAAGUGCAGUGUAAUACAGAUAGCUCUGUCGAUAGCUUGUAUCGUUGUUGUUACUAUUGUACAUAUAUUAUGAUGUUCUUAUUAUGUUACAAGAAUUAUGUUCAUGAGUUAACCACUGAAUCCAGUAGUAAAAAUAAUUAUAUAUGGCCCUAAUUCUCUGCCUUUUUAAGACUGGGGUCCAUAUAUAAAGCAUUCUAAACCGUCGUUAGCCCCAUGUGCCUCAGCUGAGGAUGCCGCUGGCUUGAAUUUAAAAAUAACGGAACCUUUAUAAUGCGAAUCCAUACAGGCAUUUAUAUUCCAUCACUUACGUAAAUAAAUAAUCUGAACUUCAUGAUCUGAGAACAAUAGGCAUGCAUUAUAAGCUGAGGUAGACCCAUAAGGAAUGCUCUCAUUACUAUAUCAUCAUCAGUUGGGGUGGGGGGGAAAUUUUCAAAAAUGAAUUUUGGUCGAGUUUUAUUCGCAGACCAUUGUUUUGACCCUGGUCUUGAAAACUGGUAAUAUGUAUGCACCAAUCUGUCUUAUCUUUUCAUAGUGUUUAUCAUGUGCAAAUGUAUGAAAUAUUAUAUUUAAAAUAUUUAAAUGUAAGUAGAUCUAGAUUUGUCCUUUUGAAGUAUUCUUUUGAAUAAAUAAGUUUUUUCUGAAGUCCAAA
Anneissia japonica is the source of this 4899-nucleotide messenger RNA. Its product is annotated as protein PTHB1-like. The transcript has 23 exons. Gene Ontology annotation, biological process: cilium assembly. The record is from RefSeq and is a predicted model, not a curated record. Bases 151 to 3027 code for a protein of 958 amino acids. Gene Ontology annotation, cellular component: BBSome; membrane. Lineage: Eukaryota; Metazoa; Echinodermata; Crinoidea; Comatulida; Comatulidae.